AUGUUUCGCGAUAUAGAAGAUCUGGAAGCUCAGUACGACAGGGAUGACUCGAUGCAAGAGCCAAAAAGGAAAAAAGAGAAAACUGGUUCUCGUAAGCGAGACCGGGAGAAGGCAGAGUUUGGGCUUGCCGGCAUGAAAGUUGGACAUUCUAAAGAGAAAUUUUUAGAGGGUCAGGAGACUAUCCUUGUUUUGGAGGAUCGAGAUAUUCUGGCCGAUGAGGAAGACAUUUUGAUCAACCCAAACUUAGUAGAUGACAAGCGUUAUCAAAAAAACGUUGAAUUGCGUAAAAGGAAAAGCCGCUAUGAACCAUAUGCUGAAGAGAUGGAUGAAUUUGGCAUGCCUAAAGAGAAGGGCCUGUUGUCGAAAUAUGACGAGGAGAUAGAUGGAGAAGAGAAAGAAGGAUUUAGGCUUGAUGAAACUGGAGGGAUUGAUGUGGAAAAAGAACGUCAGGAAAUGGAGAUUAGGCGAAAUUUAAUGAUGGCAAAUAAAAAAUUGGUGUCUUUGGAAAUGCCUCAAUAUAAAUUGGCUACGGAUUUUUACACUCAGGAAGAGAUGAUUGCGUUUCGUAAACCAAAGAAGAAGAAAGACGGUUUGAAAUUAAGGAAGAAGAAAGUGAAGGUUCUAAAGGCGGAUGAUUUAUUACCCGAUAGUGUUCCGGAAGAGGAUGCUGCUAAGCGUGCCGAAAGACUUGCUCGAAGGAAAUUUGCCGAUGGUGGUGACGCAGGUGAAAAUAGUGGAACUUCAGUACAAAUUAAACCAGAGGUUGAACUUGAAGAGGGAGAGCUUGAAGACUCUCAUAUAGAUAAGGGCGCUUGGCAAACAGCUCGAAUGAGUGGUAUCGUUGACGUUAAUAAGCUAAGUAAGUUGGCAGAGAAGGAGGAUGACGAUGACGACUCUGAAGAUGAGGGUGUUGAUCUCACUGGUGUGGUUAUUGAGGAUGACGCUGAAAGCGAACUUGCCGCUGUUCUUGAUCGUGCUCGGAAGCUUCGUCGAGUUGAGGUUAAAAAAGAACCAGAAGAUGCAGAUGCAGCGUUGAAGGUGCAUCAGAUUUUGGCUGAACAUUCUGUGAAGCAAGAGCCGAUGGACGAAAGUCAAGAACAAGUUGGCACUGCUGGGGGUGUUGUUAUAGAUUCGACUAUGGAAUAUUGUCGCAAUUUGGGAGAAAUUCCCACAUAUGGGUUGGCUGGCAAUCGUAAAGAUGCUGAUGAUAUGAAAGAUUUGGGAGACAAGCAGGCAAACAGUGAUGACGAAUCGGAUGACGAUCAGACAGAAGUAGUCCGAAAAAGGCAUCGAGAGGAACGUAAGCAUGGCAUUAUGAAUGAUUACGAACAGGCUAUCAAAGAUGCGAAACAAAAUAGUAAAGGAAAGUGGUUUGAAGCGACCGCUACAACCUCGGCAGAUUUUGAUAAGUCUCUAAGGGAUGGUUAUAGAAGUGAUGAUGAAAGCAUACUAGAAAAUUAUAAUGUUCUUGGUGAGGAAAGAGAUGUGACGAAAGGUGUCGCAGCAAUGCUAAAAUUAGCGGCGGAGAAAGGUUACUUAGAAUCCCGUGAGAAGCGGAAAGUGAAAGGGCCUUCGUUGAAACACUUGGAAAGCAAAAGAUUUUCGCAGAUCGAAACUAGCCGAUACGAUAUUGAGGAGAAGUAUACAAAGAAAUUAGAAAGAAUGGGCACUACCGGUACUGGACCAGUGCGUCCCUUUCCAGAAAAAGCCGAUUAUAAACCGGACAUUCAAAUUACUUAUAUUGAUGAACGAGGCCGAGAGAUGGAGUCGAAGGAUGCAUUCCGCGUUCUGAGUUGGAAAUUUCAUGGUAAAGGACCUGGUAAGAAACAAGUAGAGAAGCGCCAAGCGAAAUUACUCAAGAAGGAGCUCAUGAAGAAAAUGAACUCAUCUGAUACUCCGUUAGGAACGUUGGAUAAACAGCUGAAGAAACAGGAGUUACUACAAACUCCAUAUAUAAUUUUGAGCGGUACUGGAAGAGACACUGGGUUAGCUUCAAAGUUUGAACUAUCAUUUCAUUGGUUCAAGAAUUUUCUUAAAAAUUCAUUCUUAUUUAAUGAGACGGAACUGGGAGUGUUUUCUGCGGUGUUGCAUAGCCAUUCUACAACUGAUCCUAAGAGGUUCAUAUUGCACGUUGGGUAUCCUCUAAAUUGCCUUUGCGGUUGA
Enterobius vermicularis (human pinworm) is the source of this 2163-nucleotide messenger RNA. Lineage: Eukaryota; Metazoa; Nematoda; Chromadorea; Rhabditida; Oxyuridae. The record is from the annotation of a GenBank genome assembly.